CUGACUUCUUAAAAAAUCUGCACUCAUGGAGACACCCAUGCACUGUGUUAUUGUGUUUUCCAAUGUGCAAAAUGUUGUGAAGGUAAAACUUGACGAUGCAACUGUUUUCCUGUAUAAAGACGUUGAUAUGAUAUCUGCUCUGGUAUGUUUUAUUUCUAACUAAUUUUUCUAAAUAAUUAAAACAGGCUGAUUUGUUGACUGAUCUGAUUACUGUAAUGUUUGGAAAAUGCUUAAUAUUUGCCUUGAUGUUUGAGCAUAAACAGUAUAGAAGCAGAGGGGUCAUUCCAGGGUGUUGUUCCCAAUCAACUGGAGAUGUGAUGGAAAUAUUCCAACAGUUCUUGGCAGAAACUGUAAUGGGAAGGGUCUGUAAGUGGUCCAGACCCUGGAGUCUGUUUAUCCUUCACUUGUAUUUUGCUCUGUGAAAAUUGUAAAGAAGAACUUUAGGCUCAAAAAAUGGCAUAUAUGUACAUUUGUAGAUAAAAAACUAAUAAUGGGGAUAUGUUUAGCCUAAUGACUGAUCAAUAUUUACUUCUUAAAUUAGGAAGAAAGCAAACAUUUAAAUUAAAAUAUUGUAAAACACGUAAACAAAACUAUUUGAAGAUAUAAAUAUUCCUCCAGGACAUGUCAUGCUGGUGGUCAUGACAAUGUGACAACCAUCUGUUGCACGUUUUAUUUUAUUUUAAAUGCAGCAUAUACAAAAGUGAGCGUGCAUAUCUAGGCAAAUUCACUGAUUUCCUUGGUAUUUCUCUCCUAUUUGCUAAUCAGUUCAAAUAUAGGACUGAUACGGUUGUUGGAAAUCUUGAAUGACAAUUUGUCAAAGGUGGAUCAGUCCAUUUAGAAAGGUGUGCUGUGGCGGAUGUACAUCAACAUUCCUCUCCGACACGAAAGAAUAGCAUUCUUAAAAUUUAAAUCACACUCACAAAAUUGGCUCUUCGUUUUAUUUCGGCUAAAAGCGACCGCACCACCGCUAAAAAGCCACAGUAUAUUAAUCCAUCGCGCAGAGUGGUACAAUCAUCCGAGCCUGGGCUGUAAGGGGGGUAUAUUCACUUUUUCACGACUGAGGGAAACACAACGCCGGGGAGGGAAAAAAAAACACUAAAACAAUUGACAGUCUGGGUUUUAUGUCUCCUCAAGUGUCUACGAAAUGUCUACGAAGGCAGAGCAGUUUGCCUCUAAGAUACGAUACUUGCAAGAGUAUCACAACCGUGUGCAGCACAAUAUUUAUCCUGUGCCCUCCGGAACAGACAUUGCAAACACACUGAAAUACUUUUCCCAAACUCUGCUCAGCAUUCUGUCCCGCACAGGCAGGAAGGAGAACCAGGAAGCUUCCAAUUUGGCCGUGCCCAUGACCAUGUGUCUUUUUCCUGUGCCAUUCCCACUCACCCCAUCUCUAAGACCACAAGUCAGUUCCAUCAACCCUUCAGUUACUCGCUCCCUCCUUUACAGCGUUCUGCGCGAUGCCCCGUCAGACCGCGGGGGGCAGGGGCAGCAGAGUCGGGACGCUCAGCUCUCAGAGUACCCCUCUCUGGACUAUCAGGGCCUCUAUGUGACCCUCGUGACCCUGCUUGACCUGGUGCCCCUGCUGCAGCACGGUCAGCAUGAUCUGGGACAGUCCAUAUUUUACACAACAACAUGCCUCCUGCCCUUUCUCAGUGAUGAUAUACUCAGCACUUUGCCCUAUACUAUGAUCUCCACUUUAGCCACAUUUCCCCCUUUCCUCCAUAAAGACAUCAUUGAGUACCUGAGCACCUCUUUCCUCCCCAUGGCUAUAUUGGGCUCCACUCGGAGGGAGGGGGGAGUCCCUGCCUAUGUCAAUCUGUCUGCCUCCUCUAUGCUAAUGAUUGCAAUGCAGUACACCACAAAUCCAGUGUAUCACUGUCAAUUGUUGGAGUGUCUAAUGAAGCACAAACAGGAAGUGUGGAAGGACCUUCUGUAUGUCAUAUCUUAUGGCCCAUCCCAAGUAAAGCCUCCAGCUGUGCAGAUGCUGUUUCAUUACUGGCCCAACCUGAAGCCACCAGGAGCCAUUAGUGAAUAUAGAGGGCUUCAGUACACAGCCUGGAACCCCAUCCACUGUCAACAUAUCGAAUGCCACAAUGCUAUCAAUAAACCUGCAGUCAAGAUGUGUAUAGAUCCUACUCUUUCCGUUGCCCUGGGAGACAAGCCCCCCCCUCUUUAUAUAUGCGAGGAGUGCAGCCAGAGGAUAGCAGGAGACCACGCUCAAUGGCUUGUUGACGUACUCCUGCCCCAAGCAGAGAUAUCUGCCAUUUGUCAAAAAAAGAACUGCAGCUCUCAUGUCAGGAGGGCCGUGGUCACCUGCUUCUCGGCUGGCUGCUGUGGGCGCCAUGGCAACCGGCCUGUCCGCUACUGCAAGCGUUGCCAUGUCAACCACCACAGCAGCGAGGUGGGGGCUGCGGCGGAGACCCAUCUGUACCAGACCUCGCCCCCCCCCAUCAACACCCGGGAGUGCGGCGCGGAGGAGCUAGUGUGCACCGUGGAAGCCGUUAUAAGCCUUCUCAAGGAGGCCGAAAUUCACGCAGAACAGCGUGAGUUUGAGAUGAACAGACGUCGUCAGAUGGGCCUGUCCGCCUCCCACCACUCUCUGGACAACAUCGAGUUUGACAACAAGGAGGACGACCAGCACGACCAGCGGCUCCUCAGUCAGUUUGGCAUCUGGUUCCUGGUGAGCCUGUGCACACCCAAUGAAAACACACCGACAGAGAGUCUGGCUCGGCUGGUCAGCAUGAUCUUCCAGUGGUUUCACUCCACCGCCUACAUGAUGGACGAUGAGGUCGGAAGCCUGGUGGAGAAGCUAAAGCCUCAGUUUGUCACCAAGUGGCUAAAGACAGUGUGUGAAGUGCGAUUUGACGUCAUGGUCAUGUGUCUGCUGCCCAAGCCUGUUGAGUUUGCCAGGGUGGGAGGUUACUGGGACAAGUCAUGUAACACAGUGACCCAGCUGAAGGAGGGCCUGAACCGCAUCCUGUGUCUGAUACCUUACAAUGUCAUCAGUCAGCCACUGUGGGAGUGCUUUAUGCCUGAGUGGCUGGAGUCCAUCCGCACCGAGGUGCCCGACCACCAGCUCAAAGAGUUCCGGGAAGUGCUCAGUAAGAUGUUUGAUAUUGAGCUGUGCCCCCUGCCCUUCUCCAUGGAAGAAAUGUUUGGCUUCAUCAGCUGCAGAUUCUCUGGCUACCCAGCAUCUGUGCAAGAGCAGGCUCUGCUGUGGCUGCAUGUGCUGUCAGAGCUGGACAUCGUGGUGCCUCUUCAGCUGCUGAUCGGGAUGUUCUCUGAUGGUGUGAACUCUUUGAAAGAGCUGGCCAAUCAGAGAAAGGCACGCGCCUCAGAUCUGACUGGCAACACUGGGGCUCGCAGGGUGAGCGUGGUGUCAGAUCCAGGACGCCGUGGGCAGCACAACACCCUCAGUCCGUUCCCCAGCCCCUUCAGGAGCCCGUUCCGCAGCCCCCUGCGCUGCAGCCCCUUUAAAAACCUGGGUCACGCCACCGGCCACUGCGCUCUGGAUCUGGACUGUGACGAUGAUGACAUGAACCUCGGCUGCUUCAUCCUAAUGUUUGACCUCAUCCUAAAGCAGAUGGAGCUCCAGGAUGACGGUGUGAUGCUGGGUCUAGACAGCAGCCUGGGGAAGGACAUCGUGGGCAUCGUCAACAACGUCUUCCAGGCGCCAUGGGGGGGCUCACACACCUGCCAGAAGGAUGAGAAGGCCCUGGAGUGCAGCCUGUGUCAAUCCAGUAUCCUGUGCUACCAGCUGGGCUGUGAGCUCCUGGAGAGGCUGACCCCCCGAGAGGAAAUUCGCCUUGUGGAACCUACAGACACUUUGGAGGAAACCUUGCUCCUGGGUCAGCCAGAUUUCUCCCUUGGUGCAGGGAAUGGAAACGUGGAAGGAGACAACCCAAGCGGCGCACACACUGACAACCCUACGAACUAUUCUCCUGAUAACCCAACCAUGAAGAAUAACUCUGAUAAGAAGUUCUCCUACCAGCAGCUCCCUGUGUCUUUGAAGCUCAUAUACACCGUUCUGCAGGAAAUGUCCAAGUUUGAGGAGCCUGACAUCUUGUUCAACAUGCUGAACUGCCUAAAGAUCCUGUGUCUCCAUGGAGAGUGUUUGUACCUCGCCCGCAAGGACCACCCCCUGUUUCUGGCCCACAUCCAGGAAAAAAUGCUCAUACCGAGUCUGUGGUCCAUGUUGAAGUCAGAGUUUUGCCAGCUGGCCUCCCUGGCUGUGCCUCAGCUUCUCCACGCCCUGUCUCUGUCGCAUGGGGCGGACAUCUUUUGGAACCUCAUCAACACAAACUUCAACAGCAAAGACUGGAAAACACGAUUUGAAGCAGUGGAGAAGGUAGCGGUGCUGUGUCGGUUCCUGGACAUCGGUGCGGUGACGAAAAACCACUUGCUGAAGUAUUCCCUGGCCCACGCUUUCUGCUGCUUCCUGGCCUCUGUGGAGGACGUCAACCCAGCCGUGGCCACCCGAGCCAGACUGCUGCUGGACACCAUCAAGAGGCCAGCCCUGCAGGGGUUAUGCCUGUGCCUGGAUUUCCAGUUUGACACUGUUGUGAGGGAUCGGCCUAUUAUCCUCAGCAAGCUCCUGCUGCUGCACUUCCUGAAGAAAGACAUUCCUGCGCUGAGCUGGGAGUUCUUUGUCAACCGUUUUGAAACAUUAUCUCUGGAGGCUCAAUUACACCUGGACUGCAACAAGGAGUUCCCUUUCCCUACUACCAUCACAGCCGUGCGAACCAAUGUAGCCAACCUCAGUGAUGCAGCAAUGUGGAAAAUACGACGCGCCCGCUUUGCCAGGAACCGGCAGAAGAGUGUGCGUUCCCUACGUGACAGUGUGAAGGGAGGCCCAACAGAGUCUAAACGGGCAUUUUCACUCCCUGAGUCACUGAGCAACCGAAUUCGCCAGACCCCGUCUCCCGAGGACGACACCGUCAUCAGAGACCUGCUUCCUGAGGACGCGGGCAUCGACCACCAGACGGUUCACCAGCUCAUCAUGGUGCUCAUGAAAUUCAUGGCUAAAGACCAGAGCAGCGCCGAGGCCGACAUCGGCAGUGCCAAGGCCUUCAACACAGUGAAGCGUCACCUGUAUGUGCUGCUGGGCUAUGACCAACAGGAGGGCUGCUUCAUGAUUGCACCUCAGAAGAUGCGCACCUCUACCUGCUUCAACGCCUUCAUCGCUGGCAUUGCACAAGUGAUGGACUACAAUAUUGGUUUGGGGAAGCAGCUGCUCCCCCUGGUGGUCCAGGUGUUGAAGUACUGCACGUGUCCCCAGCUGAGACACUAUUUUCAGCAGCCGCCUCGAUGCUCUCUCUGGGCCUUGAGGCCAAACAUCAGACAGAUGUGGCUCAAAGCCCUGCUAGUUAUCCUCUAUAAGUACCCUUACAGAGACAUGGAUGGGAGUAAAGUGGUCCUCCAUCUGAUCCACAUCACCAUCAACACACUGAAUGCCCAGUAUCACAGCUGUCGUCCACACGCUACAGCAGGACCACUCUACAGCGACAACUCUAACAUGAGCCGCUACAGCGAGAAAGAAAAAGAAGAGGACAGUGUAUUCGAUGAGUCAGACGUCCAUGACACGCCGACUGGUGCUGCUAACAAGGAGUCACAGACCUUCUUUGCCCGCCUGAAGAGGAUUGGCGGUGGCAAGUCUCUGAAGUACCAGCCGGUAGAGCUCAAUGCCAAGAAAAGUGAAAUUGAGCUGUCAGAAUAUCGUGAAGCCAGCGCCCUUCAGGACAGCAUUCUGCACUGUGUGAGGGAGGAAAGCACCAGGAAGAAGCGGCUGCAGGCCAUGCGCAAACAGAAGUCUCUGGACAUGUCCAACACUGACUCCAUCCUCUUCAAUCUGGACGAACACAGACGUAAAUCCUGCAUUGAUCGCUGUAACAUGCAGGCGCCCACGGUGGACCUGCCUCCAUCCUCAGCCACGACGCAUGGCAAGCAUCAUGGCAAAGGAUCAUCCGAUGGCUCUUCGGUUCGGGUGGAGGGCAGUGAUGCCGUGGACCGGCGGGGUUCCAAGCCUGUCAUCCCAGAGGUUCGCCUCAGCUGCAUGGAAACCUUUGAGGACAAGUUGGACCUGAGCUCACUUGGAGGAUCAGCUCAGGGGAAGGAGGACCAAGACCUCAUUGACCUCUCCUCUGACUGCACCUCCAUUCCAGAAAAACACUCACUGCUCUCCAUGUCCGACAACGACUCCUUGGUGUUUGAACAGUUGCCUCCUCUGAGGAUCAUAGAGAGCGAUGAGGAGUUUGACCUUACCGCCAUCAUAGCCUCCAAGUUCAACGGGAGUCCUAAGUUCUCUGCGUCCCCUGUUAGCAGCAAGACUUUGCGACUGUCUCCUGUGGUGCAGGUGAGUGUAGAGGAUUGUUCGAGUGACGUUAAGACUGCAGACCUGCUGGUGGGAUUGGGAGGCUCAGAGCAAUCAUUUGAAGCAAAGAAGCCAAACCGCAUGACUCCCAGCGCCUCUCUGGAUCUUCCUGACCGAGUGGAAAAUGUCUGCCAUGAAAGCCCGAUGACCCUGAAGCAGAAGAGAGACCUGCUGAGAAAGACAGCACAUGUCCCUGACACCUCCCUUGACGACAUGUGCGAUGAGGUAAAGACCGGGAUCGUACCAGGGACCAGUCCCUCUAGUCGGACAAUCUUCUUAGACAUCCCAGAAGACAAGGCAGAGCCUCUGUCCUCACCAGAAAAAAGCAAGAGUGAUAGCAACGAUGAAGAAGAGGAUGGGGAUGAUGAAGAGGACGACGACAUGGGUGAUGAAGUGGACAGUGACCAAAAACCUGACAAUGCAGAUGACAAUGAUGAGACAGAGUUUAAAAUCCAGAUUGUUCCUCGACAACGGAAGCAGAGGAAGAUCGCGGUUAGUGCCAUCCAGAGGGAAUACCUGGACAUCACGUUCAAUAUGUUCGACAAGCUGGCUGGUGAGCAGACCACAGAAACCGAUCACAAAGUUCUGUCUACAUUGGAAAAGCCACGAGAAUCUGCCUCAGCCCCAACGCUCGAAGCUGCUGUGCCUGAAACAAGCCACCGCUCUUCAGUAUCAACUCAGUACCGUCAAGUGAAGCGAGGCUCUCUGGGAGCUCUGACCAUGAGCCAGCUAAUGAAGAGACAGCUGGAACACCAAUCCAGUGCGCCACACAACAUCAGCACCUGGGACACGGGGCCAACAAAGACCAGUCUGCUCUCUGCACCAAGCACAGUCAGCAUGUUUGUCCCUGCGCCUGAAGAGUUCAUUGAUGAGCAGCCUACCACGAUGUCUGACAGGUGUCGGGACUGUGCAGCCGUGCUGGAGGAGUACGACGAGGAGACUCUCGGCCUAGCAGUGGUGGUUCUCUCCAUGUUCAUCCACCUCAGCCCUGAUUUGGCUGCGCCAAUGCUCCUUGACAUCAUGCAGUCUGUGGGCAGGUUGGCAUCUAGUGCCAAUUUUUCUGGACAAGCUGAGAGUAUGUUGAUCCCAGGGAAUGUAGCAGGUGUAGCAAAGCAGUUCCUCCGCUGUAUGUUUCACCAGCUGGCACCUAAUGGCAUCUUGCCCCAGCUCUUCCAGAGUAACAUCAAAGAUGGAAGUUUUUUGCGAACACUUGCAUCUUCCCUGAUAGAUUUUAAUGAAUUGAGUUCUGUUGCUGCCCUCAACAUGCUCCUCGAGGGUUUGAACAACAAGAAGAGUCUACCAGCAGGGGGCACAAUGCUGCACUGCCUGGACAACAUUGCCACCUUCAUGGAGGCUCUUCCCAUGGACUCUCCUAGCAACUUGUGGACAACCAUCUGCAACCAGUUCCAGACCUUCCUCACAAAACUGCCCUCUGUGCUUCCUCUAAAAUGCCCCAUGGAUUCCAGUUUGAGGAUAAUAAUUAGUCUACUGAAAAUCCCAACUACAAACGCAACCCGGAGCCUCCUGGACUCUUUCUCCAAGCUGCUGAGUUUUGUCAUCCAGUAUGGCAUGUUCAGCCUCUCCUACCUCGUAGAACUAUGUGGACUGUGUUACAAAGCCUUCAACAAGGAAAGAGAUAAGUUCUACAUGUCCCGCAUUGUGGUGUUAGAGCUUCUGCAGGCUCUCAAGUUCAAGUCUCCGCUGCCUGACACAAACUUGUUACUGCUGGUCCAGUUUGUUUGUGCAGAUAUUGGUACACGGCUGGCAGAAUCCACCAUCAUCCAAAAGCACAUGAUCUUAACGCUGCCGGGGUGCACAACAGCAGCCAUGGAAUGCAUGAGACAAUACAUAAGUGAACUCCUGGACUUCAUUGCAGAUAUGCACACGCUAACCAAACUAAAAAGCCAUAUGAAGGCUUGCUGUCAGCCGCUGCAUGAGGACACUUUCGGGGGGAACCUGAAAGUGGGCUUGGCACAAGUCGCCGCCAUGGAGAUCAGCAAAGGCAAUCACCGUGAUAACAAAGCUGUGGUCCGUUAUCUUCCUUGGCUUUAUCAUCCGCCAUCCACCAUGCAACAAGGGCCAAAAGAAUUCAUCGAGUGUGUGUCCCACAUUCGUCAGCUGUCCUGGCUACUCUUGGGCUCCCUGACGCACUGUGCCCUGCACCAGGGCUCCACCUCCUGCAUGCCCAUCCCUCUAGAUGCUGGCUCCCACAUCGCAGAUCAUUUAAUAGUCAUCCUCAUUGGUUUCCCGGAACAGUCAAAGACGUCGGUGCUGCACAUGUGCUCUCUUUUCCACGCCUUCAUGUUUGCCCAGCUGUGGACCAUCUACUGCGAGCAGGGGGCCGCUGCUCCGUCCCUGCAGAACCAGAACCAGACAGAAUUUUCGUCCAACGCCAUCCUCACUGGCCUGGAGUUCUGGAGUCGGGUUACACCCAGCAUCCUGCAGCUCAUGGCUCACAAUAAAGUGAUGGUAGAAAUGGUGUGUCUUCAUGUCAUUAGUUUGAUGGAAGCCCUGCAGGAGUGCAACUCAACCAUCUUUGUCAAGUUAAUCCCUAUGUGGCUACCCAUGAUUCAGUCAAACCUUAAGCAUCUGUCUGCGGGGCUGCAGUUGCGUCUCCAGGCCAUCCAGAACCGUGUGAACCACCAGUGUCUGCAGGGCCAGGCAGCCGGAGCCCCUCCGUUUGCUCUGCGCAAAUGGCUGCAGUGCACCCAGUUCAAGAUGGCUCAGGUGGAAAUCCAGUCGUCUGAGGCUGCCUCGCAAUUCUACCCCAUGUGACCUGCUCUGCUGUCGCCUUGGGUCCAGUCUGGGUCCUUAGACCUGCAUGCAUCCUUCUCUGGACGAACCCUCUGACCAAAAAAGGACUCUUCUGUAAACUGAUGCUGUGGGAUUCAUUUGGACUGGAUCAUUUUCAGCAUCGUUAGUGUAAUACUUGUAUAUGUACAGUAAAUCUAUGCUAUUUUAAAGUGCUAUCACUGGAGCUAAUAAUUAAAGGUUUGGCAGGCUUGUGGGAGAUAUUUGCAUCAGGUGCCUAACUGUUGUUUUCAACAGAUUUGAAGAGUCUGAGAAUUUCUAUAGACCCAUGUUAGUAUUAGUGAGGGUGUGAAAGCAAAUGCUUGUUGAAUCUUACAGUACAUACGCUCACUCUAUUAUAUAUAUAUAUAUAUUCUAUCACUUUUUAAGUUGCUUGGUUGCAAGCUGGAUAAUAAAAGUAUGAUUUUUUCUAAA
Messenger RNA from Anarrhichthys ocellatus (wolf-eel), 9595 nucleotides. It is a transcript of the gene unc79, whose product is annotated as unc-79 homolog, NALCN channel complex subunit. The record is from RefSeq and is a predicted model, not a curated record. Gene Ontology annotation, molecular function: protein binding. Lineage: Eukaryota; Metazoa; Chordata; Actinopteri; Perciformes; Anarhichadidae.